AUGACGACCGCCAUGGGCAAGCGCCUCGCGGGCAAGACUAUUGUUAUUACUGGCGCCUCAUCCGGCAUCGGCAAAGCGACCGCCGUCGAAUUCGCCCGCACCUCCCCCAAAGACCUCAAACUCGUCCUCACCGCCCGCCGCAAAGAGAAACUCACCGAGCUCGCUGAAGAAAUCAAAAAGGAAGUUGGAGAUGGAGUCAAGAUCCACCCUGUGCAGCUGGACAUUGGGAACGCCGACUCCGUGCGCUCUUUCGUUGGGGACUUGCCCAAAGAGUUCCAGAACAUUGACGUAUUGGUCAACAACGCGGGCAUGGUGAAAGGUGUGGAUAAGGCGGGGGAUAUCAAAGAACCCGACAUGAACGAGAUGUUCGCAACCAACGUCACCGGCCUGAUCAACAUGACCCAAGCCUGUCUUGCCGUCAUGAAGUCGCGAGGAGAAAGCGGCCAAGGCGACAUCAUCAACAUCGGCUCCAUCGCCGGCCGCGAACCCUACCCCGGCGGCUCCAUCUACUGCGCCACCAAAGCCGCUGUGCGCUCGUUCACCGACGCUAUGCGAAAGGAGUUGAUCGCGACACGGAUCCGGAUCAUGGAGAUCGACCCCGGACAGGUUGAGACGGAGUUUUCGCUCGUGCGGUUCGGAGGUGAUCAGAGUAAAGCGGACGCGGUGUAUAAGGGGGUCACGGCCUUGACGGGAGAGGACAUUGCGGAGACGGUGGUUUUUGUUGCCGGGAGGGGGGAGAAUGUUGUUGUGGCGGAUAUGCUUGUUUUUCCGAACCAUCAGUUCUAA
Molecule: messenger RNA, 786 nt
Organism: Saxophila tyrrhenica
Lineage: Eukaryota; Fungi; Ascomycota; Dothideomycetes; Mycosphaerellales; Extremaceae
Exons: 3
Coding region: 1-786 (261 amino acids)
Cellular component (GO): cytosol
Molecular function (GO): oxidoreductase activity
Source: RefSeq, a predicted model, not a curated record